Molecule: messenger RNA, 1781 nt
Organism: Macadamia integrifolia
Lineage: Eukaryota; Viridiplantae; Streptophyta; Magnoliopsida; Proteales; Proteaceae
Exons: 4
Coding region: 969-1733 (254 amino acids)
Molecular function (GO): nucleic acid binding; RNA-DNA hybrid ribonuclease activity
Source: RefSeq, a predicted model, not a curated record
GAGUCUUGCUUACCCUAAAGACCUCAACCCUAAGAGGAUUUCAUCUCCUUGUUCUGAAAGAGGAUUGCAGAAUGUUAGUGAGAGUCCAUCCUGAACCGUGGCUGAUUAUGGAGAUGAGAAUUUUGAGAGUUUACCACUGACAAAGGCCUAAAACAUUAUUUUGGUUGCUACUGAGGUAAAUUCCUUUCAUGCGGACACAACUUCCUCUGUAGUGAUUGAGGAAUUAUCAUCAACACCCAUAUCUCCCGGCUGCUAUGCUAUUAAAACGACUAGCAAGAGAGAUCCCUAGUCCUGUGCUACAUCAAUCCAAGAGACUGAGCAUAUCUAAUGUGUUGGGGGAGAUCCCUGUGAAAAUAUCAGCCAUUCUGGGAUGGCAUCCUUGCCAACUUACUAAGGGUCGUGCUCGAAGGAAACAUCUUAAUUUCUCUGGGAAUUCGGUUCCCUCUUUUGAAGGGGUGUGGGCGGCUGCCCUUCCACAGCCCCCCAAGGGGCCAUGAGUCUUCUUUGCUGGAACUGUCAAGGAUGUGGUCAACCCUUGACAGUUCAAUACUUGAGCAAAUUAUGCUCAAGAUUUCAACCUGCUGUGGUUUUCUUAAUUGAAACAAAGCAGCAAGAGUGGUACAUGCGAAAUCUCCAACGACGAUUGGUGGAUGUUACCAUCAAAAACUCUUUUAUUGUUUCUUCUUUACGUUUGACCUUUGUCUAUGGUGAACCGAAAAUACAACUCCGGCCUGCACUUUGGCGGGAAUUAAUUCAACUAAGCCACUUUGUAUCCACCCCUUGGCUUUGUCUAGGGGAUUUUAAUGAAAUUCUAUCAGUGAAAGAAAAAGCGAGGGGACGUAGCAAGAGUCCUAGAUUCUCAUGGUCCAACAAACGCCAAGGAAAUAAUCUCAUCAUGGCCAGCAUUAAUAAGGUGUUCAGUAAUGCCGUUUUUCUUCGGGAUCAAGGCCUCAUAGCUAUAUAUUGACAUGCCAUGGUGGCUUCUUACCACACUCCAAUUUUGGGAUAUGAAGGAUUGGCUUAAUUUCCUCUUUGUAAGAUAUAAAGAUGUUCCUUGUCUAAUGGAUUUCCACAUUGCCUGGUCAUCUACAAUUUGGCAGAUCUGGAAGGCUAGAAACAAUGUGGUAUUCAACCAUGGGGAUCCCAACCUUCAUAGUACAAUGUCUUGCAUUGCUACUUCUAUUAUAGAGGGGAACAUCUGUCUAGCAUCUCAAAGUUCGAAUGUUGGGUGUCCUACUGUUGAUAAUUUACCUUUUCGAACACCGGAGGUUCAUUUUGUUAUAUCCACAGAUGGUGCUUGGCGAUCUACAACUCAUAAGGGUGGCCGCAGUGUUGUGAUUAGAGACCAUGAGGGCAGGUUUAUUUUAGUCAAAAGCAAGAUUGAGACUAGUGCUUCUGCUGCAACUGUGGAAGCCGAGGCUUUGCGGGAUGGAAUUCUUUUUGCCCGUGUGUUACAUCAUCCUGCUUUAGUUGUUCUAAGUGACUGUCAAUCUAUCAUCAAGGGUUUGACCUGUAAUAUCUCCUCCCUUGAUUGGGUAGCGAGAGUAAUAGUUGAGGAUAUCAUGUCUUUGUCAUCUUUCUUUAGUGUUUUUUAUUUUCGUUUCCUUCCCCGAUCAAACAAUUGGGAAGCUCAUACUUUAGCCCAUGGGGCUUCUUUGUUAGGAAUUUCUCGGGUUUGGUGGCUCAAUCUACCAAUCUGUCUUGUUAAUAACUGUACUUUGUACUCCGGGUAGGACUUUGUCCUCCCUUGAUUUUCUCUAAUAAAUAGUUUUAUUGUUCUU